AUGGAUCGGGCGGCAGUGACAGCGGGUCCGGGUAUGGAGAUGCCGAUCAUGCACGACAGCGAUCGGUACGACUUCGUUCGGGAUAUCGGGUCGGGUAACUUCGGCGUGGCCCGAUUGAUGACUGAUAAGCAAACGAAGGAGCUUGUUGCGGUCAAGUAUAUUGAGCGAGGGGACAAGGUUCAGAAGCUCUUAUACGUUAGUUUAUCUCUGUUUGGUGCUUUUGAAUCCAGUUAUUCUUUAACAAUUGUCUCUUCAAGAAACAUAGACAUGUUUGGAUUCUGUGACUUCAGAGGAAUUGAAAUUUUUGCAGUUCUUAUUUAUGUCUUUGAUAAAGCUCAUGCCUUCAUGAAUGUGCCAUGGAGAAUAGGGGAUAUUGGAUCUGGUAGUUGUGGGAUAGCCAGGCUUAUGAGGGAUAAAAAGAGUAUUGAGAGGGUUGCAAUUAAGUACAUUGAGCAAGGCAUCCAGAUAGAUGAAAAUGUGCAGAGGGAAAUUGUCAACCACAGGUCUUUAAGGCACCCUAAUAUUAUUAGAUUUAAAGAGGUGAUUUUAACACCAACUCAUCUGGCUAUUGUAAUGGAGUAUGCAUCUGGUGGAGAAUUAUUCGAGCGAAUAUGCAAUGCAGGACGUUUUAGUGAGGAUGAGGCUCGUUUCUUUUUUCAACAACUUAUAUCCGGAGUCAGCUACUGCCAUUCAAUGCAAAUAUGUCAUCGAGACUUGAAGCUGGAGAACACGUUGUUGGACGGGAGCCCAGCUCCUAGGUUGAAAAUAUGUGAUUUUGGGUAUUCCAAGUCUUCUUUGCUGCAUUCACAACCAAAAUCUACAGUGGGAACUCCUGCUUACAUUGCUCCUGAGGUGUUACUGAAGAAAGAAUACGAUGGAAAGAUUGCAGAUGUGUGGUCUUGUGGUGUGACUUUGUAUGUUAUGCUGGUUGGUGCUUACCCAUUUGAAGAUCCUGCCGAACCCAAGGACUUCCGGAAGACUAUACAUAGAAUCUUAAAUGUUCAGUACUCUGUUCCACACAAUAUUAAUGUAUCAGAAGAAUGUUGGCAUCUGAUUUCGAGGAUCUUUGAUGCGGAUCCUGCACAAGUCAGUCAUUUUCCUCCUUUCCGCUCUGAUUGA
Messenger RNA from Striga asiatica, 1119 nucleotides. The record is from the annotation of a GenBank genome assembly. NCBI's taxonomy places the organism in Eukaryota, Viridiplantae, Streptophyta, Magnoliopsida, Lamiales, Orobanchaceae.